AUGAGAACUGCGGCGCUUUUCGUCAUGCUUCUCCUCGUCUUCAUUGCCACAGGCACUGCUCAAGAUGGGAAGACGGAAAAUGGAGGGAUCGAUAAGCCAACUCCGGAGCCAACAGACAAGGAGACGACACAAAAGAAGAUCGAAGAAAAGCCGAAGGAGACGGGACCAAAGGACAAGCCCAACGAGAAGGAUUCGUCGAAGACACCUCCUGUCGAUACUCCAAGAAACGGAGGAGACGAGAAGGGAUCAGGAUCUGAAAAUUCUGAAGGAGGAACUGGAGUUGAAGAAGGAGCUGGAAGUGAAGGAGGAGCUGGAAGCGAAGGAGGAGCUGAAGGUGUGCCAGAGGGACCAGAGGAAGCUGCAGUCACCAGUGAAUCGAACAUUGUCGGAGGUCUUCUUGGAGUCGCCGCUGUUCUCACUUACUUGUUUUAA
This is a messenger RNA of Caenorhabditis remanei, 432 nucleotides long. RefSeq lists its product as uncharacterized. The record is from RefSeq and is a predicted model, not a curated record. Lineage: Eukaryota; Metazoa; Nematoda; Chromadorea; Rhabditida; Rhabditidae. Bases 1 to 432 code for a protein of 143 amino acids. The transcript has a single exon.